Messenger RNA from Solea senegalensis (Senegalese sole), 5138 nucleotides. It is a transcript of the gene phldb2a, whose product is annotated as pleckstrin homology-like domain, family B, member 2a. Gene Ontology annotation, biological process: regulation of microtubule cytoskeleton organization. The coding region runs from base 349 to 3450 and encodes 1033 amino acids. NCBI's taxonomy places the organism in Eukaryota, Metazoa, Chordata, Actinopteri, Pleuronectiformes, Soleidae. The transcript has 17 exons. Gene Ontology annotation, cellular component: basal cortex. The record is from RefSeq and is a predicted model, not a curated record.
UUCAUGCCCUGACUUUGCUUCAUUGCAUAACAGCAUUUCUUUAGCCCACCAGAGAGGGGCACCAGCCUCUCCUCCCUCCCUCUCUCCCUCUCUCUCUCUCUCUCUCUCCCUCCUGGAGGAGGACAGUCUGGGCAAGGAGGUGUGGAGGGAGAGGAGGGGAGAGGAGGGGAGAGGAGGGUUUGUCAUGGGAAGACCUCUCUCUGCCAUUUCAUAGAGAAGGAGCCGACUUCAGCCACAGCAACAGCAGACAGAUGUAAAAAGAAAAACCAAAUACCUCACAACUAUGUGACUGGGUCAGAGAUCAAAGGAAACUGCUCAUCGUGCUGAAUCUGCACCAGAGAAAGAGGGAUGAACAGCAUGCUUCCUCAGAGGAGCGCAGUCUCCACACUGAGCUACGGCUCAGACUGCGUGAAGAUUGAGCACAGCAGCAGUGGCUCAGUGGGCGGGACGUUGCUGAGGGGUUCGCGUUCCAAAGCAGAGCUACAGGAACUGAUGGAGACGCUGCAGCGCAGGAAGAGCGCCCUGGAGGCCAGUCUGAGGGCAGCCGAGUGCAGCCGCAAGUACCUGAGUGUGCCUUCACCUGUUGGACCCCAGUCCACCAGGACACUGUCCAUCAUCAGCAGUAGUGACCGCCCUCCGUCUGCCUCUAGAAACUUCUCUUACAUGACCAGCAGCAGUGUGCCUCCAUCACCACGUCAGAGCGAUCGCCAGCUGAGCCCUAGCGGCUUGGUCCGCCACUCCCACUCUCGCCACCAGUCACAAGACAGUCUGCUCCAUCCUAACCCAGCAGAUGGCAACUCUCUUCUCUCCUCUUAUGGGGACGCUCUACCUCGUUCUCCCAGGGUGAAAGGUGGAGCAGCCAGUGUGCCGUCCAGCCCUCGCAUGGGCCGCAGGCCCUACUCUCAGGGCAGAGCCGGAGGAGAUGCCCGGCAGAGGAAGUACUCCACCGGCUCCCUCAACAGCCUGGGCUUGCACAGUCGUUCGCUGCCACGCCUUCACAACGCAGCAGACCCACCUGCUCUGUCGCUUCCACUGCGUCACUCGGUGGGGUCACACAGAGGGGUGGGGUCAGCAGUGGCACGGCGCAGUCUCUCCUCCCUGGAGCAGCCCCCCGAUGUGACCGUCCCUGCCAGCAUGCCCAGCACUCCGAGGAGAGCCAGUCUGGCCUCUCUAAGCUCUCUGGGUGUCGAUAUGGAUGGGACAGGCUUAGAUCUGGGCUUCGGAGAGAGGAGGUUGUCCUUUGGGAAAGGCGGGUUGAGUCCGGGUCAGAGAGUGAGCAGCAUAAGUUCUUUGAAUGGCAAAGAAGAGCUGAGAGACUAUCACCAGCACCAGAGAGAUGAGCGACUCAGGGAGCAGAAGGUGCAGAGAUUGGAAAGUCAGCGUCUCGAGACCAUUCUGAACCUGUGCACUGAGAUGGGUCACGUGGAGGAGGAGCCAGCGGUUUCGGCUGUUUCUGACCUGCAGAAGAUCAAUAAGGAGCUGGAGAAGCUGCAGGUGUCAGACGAGGACUCGGUGUUUUCAGACUCUCCCGGCAGCGUGGCUCAGGAGAGCUGCUUCGGAGCCAAACCCAGAGAUUUUCAUUUGUCUGAUGAGCAGCAGGUUAGCCAGCAUCAGCAGAGCGGCUAUAGAGAGGCAAGGUCCCAUUCACCGGCUGUCAGCCUGAACAGCAGCGCUCCAUCACCCUCCACCCACCAUAGAGUCAAAGCGUUGGAGAGCAUGCAGCUGAAGCAGGAGGUCACCCAUAUAGAGGAAGAGAGGAUCCAAGUGGUAAACAACAUAGAAGAGCUGGAGCAGAAGAUCAAAGACCUGGACAACCAGAUGGAGGAGUCUGUGCGGGAGAUGGAGGUGGAGUGUGCUCUGCUGGAGGGGGAACAGGAGUCGGAGAUAAGCCAGCUUCAGAGGGAGAAGCAGCUUCUGGACCAACUGAAGGACAAGAUUCACAGUAUUGACAAGACGAGCCACGCGGAGACGUCGCAGGAGGCUAAGGAGCAGACCAAAAGUUUGGAGGAUCUGGAAUUUCAGAAGCUGGAGAGAGAAAUGAAUCAGGAUGAAGAGAAAGAGACUCAGCGCCAAGAACUACUGCGGGAGGUCGCCGAGUAUCAGCGUCUUACCGUCACACGCAAGGAGAGGCUCAUGACGCUGAAGAAACAGUCCUCACAGAUCACCUCACAGACUCAACAAGAGAGAGAGAAUUUCCAGAGAGAGAAAAACAAUUUGCUCGUCAUGCUGCAGAAGGAGAGAGACAAGCUGGUGUCGUUGGAGGGAAAGUAUGCCGAGCUGUCUGAGGGACAGACUUUCACUCACAUCCCCAUCGCCAUCAAAGAGCACUUACACUCUCUGAAGGAAAGGAGAAGAAGCAGCAGCAAAGAAAGCCCUCCCCACCCGAGUGACAGCCUACCUCAUAAGAGGAGCCAGCAGCAGCUCCACACCCCUUAUGGCAGAUCUCUGGGACGCACCCUUCCUCCCAAGACUCACCUGCCUCUGGCCCAAAGCUCCAGCUGUGGCAGCGUCAUCCCACAAGGCUUCAGCUUCUCUGUCCGAGACCUGAACGCCCGUCGCCUGCCCAAGAGUAACAGCCAUGCACUCAUGACUGAGGACCGACAGAAAAGAAAUGAUUUUUGCAGCAGGAUGGUUUCUGAGGCCAGCGUGUUCCUGGACACCUUCUCUUACCCAGACAACAGCCAGGCCUCAGAUACGGUCAGUGUGGACAGUUCUGACAGUCUGGAGACCAGCUUCUCUGCCUGCUCCCCAGACAACAUAUCCAGUGCAAGCACCAACAAUAUGGCCAAGAUUGAGGAGAUGGAGCGUCUCCUCCGAGAGGCCCAGGCUGACAAGCUGAGGCUCCUCGAGCAUCGGGAGAGGGAGAUGGAGAUGCGCAGACAAGCUCUGGAGGAGGAACGAAGGAGGAGGGAGGAACUGGAGAAACGCCUGCAGGAGGAGACGUGCAGGAGACAGAAGCUUGUCGAGAGAGAGGUGAAGCUCAGGGAGAAACAAAGAUCCCAGUCUCGGCUGCUGACGCGUUACCUGCCCGUGAGGAAAGAUGACUUUGACCUUCAUGGACACAUUGAGACAGCGGGACACAACCCAGACGCCUGCUUCCACCUCGCCAUCACCGACAAAACCUGUCGAGGCUUCCUGGUUAAAAUGGGCGGCAAAAUAAAGACCUGGAAGAAACGCUGGUUUGUCUUUGACCAGAAUCGCAGGACACUCACCUACUAUGCAGACAAACAUGAGACCAAGAUGAAGGGAGUCAUUUAUUUCCAGGCCAUAGAAGAGGUGUACUACGACCAUUUAAAGAGCGCACACAAAAGCCCCAACCCCUCGCUGACGUUCAGUGUGAAGACACAUGACCGGGUGUACUACAUGGUGGCUCCGUCCCCUGAAGCCAUGCGUAUCUGGAUGGAUGUGAUAGUGACAGGUGCUGAAGGACACAUGCAUUUCAUGGUGUAACUCGUCCCCACACACAUCAGAAUCCACAGCACAACGGACUUCUGCACAUAUCAGAUAAUAAAAUAGUUUCAUAAUGAACGUGUUGUGAAGAGCUAGCACAAAAAUCUUCUGUUUACACUUGUAGCAUUUAUAGCCACAACAACUCAACAGGUUUAGUAAUUAAGCUAUAUUCUUAUUCUUCUGUGUUCCGUCUUUCUCUAUCCUUGACUCCUCCUCCUUCCUGCUUAAUUUAAGCUUUUAAGUGUAAACUGUACAUUUACAGGAGCUAGGCGAGGCUGACACAUGUUUGUACAGGAACCCACAAUGGACAAACUUGACAUCUUUUGCCUUUUCUCCAACACAUUAGUAGGUGAAGAAUGAUGUGAGGGAUAGCACAGGGAUAUUUGUGCUUAGCAAUGCACAAAUCAAUGCAGUACAGCAUCUAUUAGAAUUCCACAGGAUUAUUAGAGUGCCUGCUCAGCAAUGCAGAGCAACGAGAACUCCCUCACAAACAGACCUAAUCUGUAUCAUCAACCGUUCUUGAAAUACGACAACUUUAAAGCGCGUUCCGUUUUCCACUGGUUAUGGACAGUUAGAAACAGGUGUUUGGAAAGGGGAGGGGCUUGAGUCAGUCUCUCUCUAAGUUUUAAAGGUUAAAAAUACUACUUCAAAAGGUUCAAUCCGCCCAAAUCAGGAACAGUAGUUUACAUUGAUGCUGCUUCUCUUCUCUGUAACGUUCUUCUUGCUCUCCUGUUUCUCUUCUAUUAGGUUCCACCUUUACUUUACCUUUAAUCCCCUCCCCCCCCUUCACAACAUAACUUGCAAGACUGCACAUUUGUGUGUUAAUCCAGAUUUAUUAUUUCUAUAUUGUCACCAGUAUUCAAAUGUUGAACUCAAAGGUUGUGAUUGCUGCUGCCAGACUCCAAGCAUAAGCUGGUCUUGUCUGCUUAUUUAAAGCAGUGCUGAAUGUCCUUCGUUAGCGUUCCUUUCUCUCUUUGCACCAUUCUUACCGUUUUUUGUUAUUUUAUGUAGUUUGAUUUUCAUGUAAAGUGCAGUGAAGUGGAGGAAUGUUCCAUAUUACAAUUGUAUCGCAAGUCAUUCUGAAAACUGUGCAACUAGCUCCCUCUAUCUGCAGCCAAGACAAAACAAGGUGGUGUUGUGCUGCAUCACCAGCAGAGGUCCUUAGUGGAGAGAGAUUGCACUGCAAUGAUGUAAUGCUCUGAAUGAUCGGUCACGUGAAAGAAAAGAGCCACAGUCGUCCACAUUUGUAAUGCUUUUAUAUCAAAUAUAUGCAUUUAUUAGCACGUCUUUUAAAAACAUUUUAACAUUUGCUUUUUGAAAGCAAAACAAAACUCAUGUGUAGGAUCUCCACCAUAAAAUUAUAUAUAUAUAUAUAUAUAUUAUUUUUUUUAUGUGUUUGGAAUCCAUGCAUUUUUUUAAUUGUAUUUUUUGCAACAGUCUCACUUUAUUUGACAAAUCACUUCAAUGCUGUGCGUUGGUUCACACAUGUAUCUGUCAGGUUAACAUCUCCCACUGUGUGAAACACGAGCCUUACAACCAAACAAAUGACCACAUUCAAGUAUAUAUUUUUAGAACGUUUCAUUUUUAUAUUUUGUAUAUGAACAACUCAAAGAUUUUGACUGACACUUUGCGACAGGUGUUUUUAUACUCCACGUGUGUCAUGAAUAAAUCAUUUGGAUUACCAGUCA